GGAAAGUGCCAUCGGUGCCAUGAAUGGACAAUGGCUCGGUAGCAGAAGUAUCAGAACGAAUUGGGCGACUCGCAAACCCCCUGCACCGAAAUCCGAAGCAAAUGCGAAACCGUUGACUUUCGAUGAAGUGUACAAUCAAAGUAGUCCGACCAACUGCACGGUGUACUGCGGCGGGUUGACCAAUGGUUUGACAGAAGAGCUAAUGCAGAAAACUUUCUCGCCUUUUGGAUCCAUCCAGGAGAUUCGUGUAUUCAAAGACAAGGGUUACGCUUUUAUCAGGUUUUCUACUAAAGAAUCGGCGACGCACGCUAUUGUGGCGGUACACAACACCGACAUCAAUGGUCAAACGGUGAAAUGCAGCUGGGGCAAGGAGAGCGGAGACCCGAACAAUGCUCAACAAACGGGACAGGCGUUAUCGUCGGCGACGUACCCAUACUACGCGGCGGCAGCUGCUGCCGCCGCGGCGGCGGCGGGCGUCGCGGGCGUCGGAGGCGUCGGUAGUGUCGGCGGUGCCGGACAGCUGGGAUACUGGUACCCGCCCCAGUCUUACCCAACGACAGCGACGCAGAUGCAGGCUGGCGGUUUCCUGCAGGGGAUGCAGGGCUACACUUAUGGCCAAUUCGCCGGGUAUCAACAGGCCCAGUACAUGGGAAUGGGAAUGGGCGUCCACGCAGCUGGGACGGCGGCAGGCUGGGGCCAGGGGUUGCCCGGAGGACCGCAGUUACCGCCGCACCACGCCACGACGGUCACGGCACCCCCAGGGGUGCAAGCCGCGCCACCACCACCACCGCCCCCGGCGCAAAUGAUGGCCUACCCGAUGCAACAGUUCCAGUGUGUUCUUGGUUGCGGUCCAGCUAGCGGAUGAGGACUGGCUGACGCCUAGCCUUCUAGUGUGAUGGUAAGCAAGUACACCCCACCGACAGGAACAACUUCUACAGCAACAACAACAACAGUUACCACCACCAUUAUCACCACAACAACAACAACCAACAACAACAAAAUUAGCAUCGACGCCACAGCGACGACAAAAGCAACAACGCCGUUACCGGCUUGACGAUGAAACAUAUUAUAAAAAUAAAAAACGAGGGAAUUUGCCGGGUUAUGUGAGCUAAUCGCAAAGGGAGAAAGAAAGACAAAGAUAUUUAAAUUCUUAUAUAUAUACAUACAUAUAUAUAUAAAGUUAUAUAUUAAAGAGAAGGAAAGACACAUUUGGGUUCCCAAUUUUCACGUCCAAUGUAACCGAGGAAGAAGAAACUGUAAAAGCUAAGCUGGUUUCAAACAAAUCGGAGGUAUCCUCUCGUCCAGUCUGUAGAAUAUAAAACGUAGCGUCUCUCUCAAGCUUGAAUUAAUAGAUAGGCGUUUCACGGUAGUCUCGAAAGCUUCAGUAAUGAAACACGAAUCCCGGGAUACGCGGACCAGCCAUGUGAUCAUCGCUAUUUGUAAACCAGCCAAUAUUUUGUGUCGCAAAUGGACUUCUUAUAGAAGAGGCAGAGGUUGCGAAGUCGUCCCAUGUCUCUAAAAACGGGGGGGUGGGGGAGAGGAGAGAACGUUAAUCGACCCGUAACCCGGAUUCAAUUAUUUUUGUAGUUUGGGCUUUAAAACGGUGAAGAUUAAAUUAAUGGAGGGGCGAGUGUGAGAGAGAUAAUGUGUAACAACGUCAUUACUAGGAAGAUGUUUGGCCGGCGACUUAAUCGUGGAGUAUAAAUAAGAACACGUGUGCACACUUGUAUAAAAAAAAAGAUGAUAUAAAUUUAACGGAACAAAAAAAAAAAAUAAUGGUUAUUAUUAAACGAAGAAUUCAACCGAUUAGCUAGCUAGGUAGGUAUGUUAUAAAAAGUUACUCGAGGGCGAUAUCGAAAUUCGGCGAAGACGAACAGACCCGGAAGUGAGAUCUCGGACUCCGGCUCCUGAAACGGGAACCGUCAAACGUACCUUCGUAUGUAUGUAUAUCUAAUCGCUAAAACCCGCUCGACUCUGGAUCAGGGGCGGCGAGCUUCUAACUUCCACUCUCAUCGCUCAGAUGCUCUUCCACCCACUGACACGUCUCUGAAUUUCUUCAAAAUUCUUCGUUCACUGCAACUUGUGAAGUAAAAUUAUUAAUUCAAUCAAGGAUCAAAGUUGAAGUUAAUUGCGAAUUUUAUGUUAUCUUAAAAUAUUCUCAAAUGUAUAAUUUGUGUACUGGUGUAUUUUCUGAACUUUUAACACGUUAGAUUUGGAGAAUGAGAAUUCCAAAAAUGAGAAUCGUGUUCCAACCCUUCAGACCUGGCAACUCUUCGAAAUUUGCGAUUUUCAGCAAUUUUCUUUUUAAUGUAAAUAAUGGCUGAACAAAUUUAAGAAAAUUCAGAGAUGUAGUACUCGUAUAGGCAGUACACCUCUGAAUUUUUUCAGAAUUUUUGCUGUAUUACAAUUAAAAGUAUUAGGUAAGUCCAAUGUCAUAGGUUCACUUAAGAUAGGCCUCAUGGACCUUACGGGCCUCCUCCGAAUUGUCUCUGCGAUUAAAUAUCGUAGAUUAUGCUGAGCGAAUGGGGGUCACAUAGUCCGGAAACGGGGCCUUCGGGCCGCAAGCUCGCCACCCCUCUUCCAGACCACGGGACUGUAAAACGAUCCACGCGUCUCGAUUCAAAUUUUCCCCGCCGCUGCGAGGACUUCUCACCCCCUUCGGUUUAUUAGAUUUAUUAUUAUCAGACUCGAGGCCAAAAUGACAAAUCACCGUGCGCGGAGGUCUUCGCAGACAGUCGGCUUCGCGGACAGCCGUUUUUAUUAUUCGACCUCGAUCCUUUCGACACGACGCGCUUAGACAGUUGGAUAUUUUUAUAAAAAAAAAAGAACAAACAAACAAACGAUCAGCCGUAUUCGCUGAGAGGUGUCGACCGAAUUUCACGCGUUCAUAUCGCGAAAAGUAGUGAAAAAAAGUGAAAGAAAAAGAUUAAAAAAAAAAAAAGGAAAGGUGAUGUAAACAGUCGGUCGGCUCCGAUCAAUCGUGUCGGGUCUACCGUGGUGUUUUUAACUUAUAUAUAUAUAUAUACGUAUAUAUAUAUAUACCUUAGAUUUUUAUAUAAUACGGGAUACUAUAGAACCAAAACGGGAGGAGGAAAUCUCUAAUUUAAGACGCUUAAGCAAUAAAUUGUUAAGCUUAGGGAAAUGGAGGAAAACGAUUGUCCCAGCGUCUCUCUUAUUGUAUACUCGCUCUCUCAGCUACUUCAGCUAGGCGAGCCACGAAUUCGUAACAACGAAAGAUGUACAGGUAUUGAGAGAAGAGCACACGGUGGCGUUUUAAUGAAUUGAUUAAUUGAUAUGGAACCGAUUAUAUGGUCUGUCCGAUACGACGUCCCGAAUUUCGACUUGGCCGCAGUUAAAGCGAGGGGAAUUAAAGAUUCGAAUGUAUAUGUAAAACGCGUGGUGAACGCAUACGCACGCGUACGAAAUACGGCUAGGGCCAGAGGAGGUAGAAAUGAUAUGGAGUAAGAGAGAGGGGAAUAAUCGACGUGUAUUUAAAUCCGAGAAGAAUUUUCUGUUCGAGAUUAACAGGUACGCUAGAUGGAAUUAGGGACACUCCAGGGAGGGACCGGACGUCUACUUGAAAAUGCGCCUAAACCGGAAGUUGCAUAUUCAAAACGCGAAAUGUCAAGAUUAAUAGUGGAACAUGAACUAUGCUCACUGUCAAUACGUCAGUGAAACAAAAAUCAACAUUUCUAAUGUUCUUUUAAGAAUAAAGAAAUGUCGAUAAUAAUAAAAUAAUGCUACAUUAUUUUUUAUAAAUAUUUAUUUCGCGAAUUUUGUAUAAAGAUGGAAUACGUUAGUUAAUUUCCAAGAUAUAAAAAUUCGUAAAUUACUUUUCCCAACAAUCGAUCAAAAAUCGUAAAAUUCCGUAAGAGACGCUGGAGUCAGUCAAUUAGAGGCGCUCCUUCCCGGGAUUAUUAGAAGGGCACUAGGGUUGUGAGUCCUCAGCAGUACUUCACAACCAGAACAGGCCCGGUUUGAGUUCGAGGACUUUUAAAUAUAAAAAAAAAAGGGUUACAUUAUAUCCCGCCGAACUUGUCGAUCUCUGUCAGUAAAAAUCUUCUCAAUCUCCGUCACCUGGAACGAAAUUAAUAUUCAAUUUGUCCCUCUCUCUGUUACCUUAUGAGAUACGAAAGCGCGUAAGCGAGCGAGAAACGCGAAAGUCUGCGAGACACUGAGAAUUCUCUAUAAACAGCAGAAGCGAGUGACGAGAGAGAAAUUAAACAAUUCGUAGAUAGACACAUUGCACAAACAGCACGAAAGUUAGAUUAGAGAGAAAAAAAAAAAUGCGUCGAGUUCCUUCCUCGCGAAUUCGUAUCCUGUCCUCGAAUAAUUGACAUUUUCGAGAAAAGAAAUAAAAAUAAAAACAGUCUCUCUCCCUUGUAACGUAAUUCCGCCUCGAUAGAACAAAACAAGAGAUAAUUGACACUUUAAAAAUAAAAAGAGAAACAGUCUCUCUCUCCUUGUAAUGUAAUUCCGUCUGAAUAGAACAAAACAAGAGAAAACCUUUAGAUCCUUAAACCUUCGCCAACAGCGUAGAAUCAUCGUCCUUAGGCGAGAGAACGGGUUAGGGAUUAAGAAAAAAAAUUGAACUGGAACGACGGUUUAACAAGUAUAACAGGGGACGAAGUAAUCCCAUCUGAUUUGCCUAUCUAUGAUCCCCUCCGCUUCAAAUCUCCCGUCGACUAUUCUUCUUACUCUGUACGCUGCGGCUCUUUCGGUUUUAAGCACGAUCCGAUGCUUCGUUUCGUAUCGUACUUUCCCUCUACCACUGUCCCACUCGUCGGAAUCAUCCUUUGACGGCCCCACCACGUCCUUUGUCCGCCCCUGUUUGUACACUGUUUUUUUCAAUAAUGAAACUGUCUCGUCGUACGAGGGAGAAAAUCGAGCUUCGUUCUGAUACGAUGAAACUCAUAGGAUUUAGACGAGAUAUAUCGAAGUAUAUCGCGGACAUAGCCGGGGAAACAGGCGAAAUGAGACUGUGGGAGACGAGGAGGGUAAAAACUGGAUAAGAGGAAUGAAAGGGGAUUGGGGGACAUUGUUAAUAAUCAAAAGUUAGACGGAUCGUGCUUUAAAUGAAUCAAAAGCGUUCUACGUUUCCGAAUCAAAAGUAUGAUGAUCAAAGAAUUAAUUGGUGUGUAGGAAAGACGGUGUUCUAAAAUUAAACGAAAGAAUGUUGAGGAAUAUUUCUGUUCAUUUUACAAUUCUUAUUCAGUGGUUAAUAUAAUUUUUGUUCAUGAUUGUCAUGUAAAAUGAUAGAAAAUGAGCCAGUGGAUUGAAAUUUGGAGAUGAACAGAAAUUGUGUCGUACAGGAUGUUUCAGCUAACGUAAUAAUACACCAGCUAAUUAACUCCUGUUAAUCCUUUAUAUUAUAAAGAAGCUUCUUAGAAUUAUUAUAUUAUUAUAUUAAUUUUACAUAUAUGACUAUAUUCGAUUCGAAAUUAAUUAAUGUAGCAUCCCUCAUUCGAAACCAUUUAAUGUACCAUUAAUGUGGUAUUCCUCAUACAAAAGUAUUUAAAUUAUCCUGUGAAGUUUAUUCAUGACAGAAGACAUAUUUAAGUUAGCUAAAACGCCCUGUAUAUUUGCGGUCCGUACGCGCGAUGAAAUCAAACCCAUUUGGGGCAACGUAGAAUUUAGGAGUUAAUCGGUAUAAAUUUAGUAAUUUCACUGGAAACGAUCCGACACGUGUCCACGUGGAUGUGGAUAAAAAUGGUGUGCCUUCAGUCCAUCUCGCGGACCACAAGUAUUUCGUGCCAUUAUUAAUCCCCCGUAAACGCUGGGCUACCCUUGCCUCGUCGAGAAUCAUUUCCAAAUUGUGGACUUUUAAUCAAGCUAUUUUUAGUAUUAGUUUAAAAGAUGUGUUUUCUUGUUACAGAAAUGACUUUGCUUGUUAAACGAAAUUCCUUGUAUAAUAUUUUCAUCGACAUACAGUUUUACGUAUCGAUGAAAAAAUUCUUGGUGAGUAUACCUAAGGUAAAUCUCCCAAUUUCUAGUCACUCGCUAACUUUUCUAUAAUUUUAAGUGAGUAAGUAAGAAAUAUUGUAGAAACUAGAUGAAACGACUGGCGAUGAGGCAAUGGUGGUCUUAAAAACGUUAAGUAUUAUCGUUUUAUUCGAUAAAAGUGAACAAACCGUUUCCAUGCCUGGCUUGUAAAAAGUAAGUAUACAAUAAAAUUCGACACCUACGCGUUAAUGAUCUCAUAUCGUUAGUGUCUUCCCAAGGAACAUCUUUCAGAAUUUUUGUCGUUUGUACGUCUAGCAAAUUUGUUGUUCGUUGAAAUUAAUUGCUAUUUGACGAUUUGUUGAUUUGUCUAUUAUCGAGCCUGUUAUUUGCUGUUUGAUUUGUUGACUCGGAAAUCGGUUCCUCGAAUCUAUUACUCAGUGGCGUAGCUAGAAAUAUGGAGCCUUUAGGCAAGCAUACUUGGAGGACCCCUUGCCCUUUCUUAUCAAAAAUAGUCGAUUUUUAGGAACUAUAUUAAAUAAAAAAGAAAUAAAAAUAUCACAACACCUAAUAAAGCAGUUUUAUUAUUGAAGCCGAACACAGACAUUCGUCUACCCAACAUGUAGGCCAAUAAAUAAUAUUCCAACGAGUUACUAGAAAAGUUUCUGUUUUCGUGUAAAUAUUUUUAUGAUAUAUAAUAUGAUAUAUCUGAUAUGAUAUAUCCUAUAUUAUAUAUUUCCUUCUCAGUUUGUCCCAGGGUCCCUCCACAUUGCAAACCCUUCCUACACAGGAGCUACGCCACUAUUACUGUUAACAAUUCUAUAAUUCAUUACUGCUUUAUUAUUAAUACUACUUUAUUAAUAAUUCUAUUAUUACUAUUGUUACUAAUUCUAUAGAAAAACGAUUUAAUAUUCAUCUCGUUAUUUUCAUAUAGCAAAUUCAUUUGAAAUUGAAAAACGAAUCAAAAUAGGUUGUACAAUGAACUUUUUAUCGAGCGUACCUAAAGAAUAAUAUAAGAACUGUGGCCCAAAGGUAUAAAGAGAAAUCCAACACCAAUACUCUAUGUCCGUCGAUUGUUUUGUAAAUUGAUAAAAUACGAGAGACGUAAGCUAACAGUCGUUUUUAAAAAGUAACGCGAGGAUACAACGAAGUAAAUAGAAAAUUCGAUCGCGAGUAAAAUAACGAAAGAAACAAAUCAUUAAUAAUUGACGAAAUUAUUAAAUCCCAUAUUUCAUGAAUUGAACUUAAAAAAAAAAAUGCUCAGCCUAAAAGGACACGGUACCGAUCGCGAGGAAGAGACGAAUAAUAAAAAUUAUAAGCGAAUAUAUACAUACACAUACAAAAAGUAUAUAUUAUAUAUAUAUGUAUAUACAUAUAUAAAUUAUACAUAUAUAUGUAUAUAAUAUAUACGAACGUGCAGCGGCGACGAGGGCUGUUUGUUAUUUUGAAUCGUCGUAGGAUUGAAAAGAAAGCGCUGUGCGUGAAAUAAGGAAAAAGGGAGGCUAGGUUUUAAGGAACGACGUAGCGAUGUAAGCAAAACAAAAUAUCGUGUACAUUAUUAGUUAGGCGAACAAACGAACGAUUAACAAAAAAAAAUAAAAAUAUAGGAUAUUUUUCGGGGAAGUGGAAUAAGCGAGAGGACGGGAAGAGGACGUACAAAAAAGGAGGUAAGAGUUAGGGUGUAAUGCAAACUGUAGCAGGAAUUUUAAGGGUGUUGUAGUUAAAGGUUGAUUAAACGAAGAUGAAUCAAAUCGUGCACUGAACUCUUGCCUAAAUUUUUGGGACUCUGCUUCUCGGCUUGAUUCCACUUUAAACGGUGAGAAAGAGGGUCCCAGAACUCUUUUGAAAAGGAGUAAGCAUGGUGGAAAGGGAAUAAAGGUGUCAGGUCUAGGUUCGGUUAGAUUAGACGAAGCAGCCAAUAGUGCACUGGUCCAAACGAGAGCCAUCAUGUUUUAUUAACCAAUAACAGUUUUAACAUUGAUUUCAAAAAAUCAAUUCUCAUAUUUCAGACAUUCAAUAAUUUUAAAAUAAUAAUAUAAAUAUGUUUAAAGUACUGUUACAAAUUAACGAAAUUUUUAUAUUUCAUUUAAUGUUAGCUUUUUAUGUACAAUUUAUUGCUGAUAUUCAAUUUGAAGUUGGUUCCUUAGUUUUUAAAAUGUGUCACCCAAUUAAAGACAGUUUCCUCAGUUUUCUAAUUUAUUUUAUCCUACCUAGCACUACACGUCACCAUAUUUUAUUAUUUAUUUAACUUGAAUUCGGAUAAAUCUUUUACUUAAUCUUCAUCCAAAAUUGGGCUCGUUUGGGUGAGAAAUGAUCGAUUUUGACAUUAAAGCCUAAGUAGCACAUUUGUGUUUUCCUUCCAUCAUGAUCAGGGACCCUCGACUUGUAAAAAGUAUUUGAAGAAUGCCGCCUUAAGCAUCGAGGCGUGUAUAGAAUUUACUGAAUGAGUAGUACCAAGUAUGUGUACUUAACAUUGCCUAGGUUAAUCGAGCGAAGUGAAUCUAGCCAAGUGAAAGCGAGAACGGCGCUGCAUCAAAGGAGAAACCAAAAAGUGUAGCAUAAGGUGAUAAAUAGAUAAUCGUAAGUAAGUAGAUAGCACGGGAUUUUGGGAAGUAAAUAGAAGAAUGGGAUCGAGGUAAACAGGAAUGUGUAAAAAGAUAUUUAGAGAACAAAUGAUGCGAGAGGGUGAGGAAUGAAAGUGCGAGACUGGUGUAUGUCUAGAGUUGUUCUUCCUACUGUCAACGUGAUACCAAAUUAAUGACUCCUCGGAUUUAGAAAAUUAGCAAAAGAAUUUAUCUUUACACUGUAAGAUUGUUUAAAAUUUAUGUUAUAAACUUUUGUUGUUUUGUUAGAAAAAGACUUAAAGAGACUCUUUUCAUACUACGAAGAGGCUUCAAUUUAUAUAGCCUAUUGUUCCAACAUGUACAAUCAGUCUAGAUAACUAAAAAA
Messenger RNA from Ceratina calcarata, 8889 nucleotides. Its product is annotated as nucleolysin TIAR-like. The record is from RefSeq and is a predicted model, not a curated record. Bases 20 to 865 code for a protein of 281 amino acids. The transcript has 6 exons. Gene Ontology annotation, molecular function: RNA binding. Lineage: Eukaryota; Metazoa; Arthropoda; Insecta; Hymenoptera; Apidae.